UGAGCACUUCACUCUCAGCCCACUCGAUGAGGCGAGAUCCACGCCAAGUGGAGUGACAGCACCAGGGCACCCUCCUGUUUGGCUUCUCCUGUGCCAACCACACCUCCACCAGCGGCUGCCUGUUGUCUGAGCCCCUUCACCCAAGAAGAGAAAGAAGAGCCUGGAGCACGAGCCCAGCACAGGCAGUUAAAGAAAUGUCAACGAUUAGGAGUUUUGAAGGAUUCCAGCCUGUGUCUUUGAAACAAGAGGGAGAUGACCAACCCUCAGAGACUGAUCAACUGUCCAUGGAAGAAGGGGACCCAGGACCAACGCAGAUUUCAAGGCAGCCAAGUGUAACUGAAUCCACACUCUCCCCUAAUCCUUAUCACCGGAUUAAUAUCGCACGGAAGUACUUUGUUACACGGCCGGGGGCCAUUGAGACCGCCAUGGAAGACUUGAAAGACCACAUAACCAAGACAUCUGGAGAGAAAAUUCAAGGCUUCUGGCUCUUGACAGAGAUAGAUCACUGGAACAAUGAGAAGGAGAGGAUUUUGCUGGUCACAGACAAGACCCUCUUGAUCUGCAAGUAUGACUUCAUCAUGCUCAGCUGUGUGCAGCUGCAGCGAAUUCCUCUGAGUGCUAUCUAUCGCAUCUGCCUGGGCGAGUUUGCCUUCCCUGGGAUGUCCCUGGACAAGAGACAAGGAGAAGGCCUUAGGAUCUACUGGGGGAGUCUGGAGCAGCAGUCUCUACUGUCCCGUUGGAACCCGUGGUCCACUGAGGUGCCUUAUGCUACCUUCACUGAACACCCUAUGAGAUACACCAGUGAGAAAUUCCUUGAAAUUUGCAAGUUGUCUGGGUUCACGUCUGAGCUUGUCCCAGCCGUACAGCAGGCCCUCAAGAGUUCACGCGGAUCUGGAAGAGGAAAGGACCUGAUGGUGUUAACUGAACCCAUUUUGAUCGAGACCUACAUGGGACUGAUGUCAUUCAUUGGAAACCGCAACAAACUUGGCUAUUCCCUUGCCCGUGGAAGUAUUGGUUUUUGAGACUCUUUUUGAUGUAUAAGCACACCAUCUAUAGAUAUAUCAUUAUGGAAGAUUCUGGUUCAGCCCAUCAUAUUUUUGGACUGAAACAAUGAACUACUUUUAAAUAGUAUUAUAUGGUUUUGGAUAUUUAGUAUCUUAAGAAAUCUAAAAACCUUGAUUAGAAUGAUAGAUGUACACUUCAGACCUUAUGUAAGGAUCAUCAAAUUUCCUAAAACCAGAAAAUAAAUUAUCCUAAGUCCACUAAAUAAUAUUUUCAAAUGAAUAUCUGUGUAUAAACUUAGGGCAGACGCUCUGGGUUCUUGUUUCUGGGUCCUUUAAUUGUAGGCAUUUUGCAGGCCUUGAUCUUUAGCCCUCUGGUCUCGAUCUCUCUAUCUGCGAGGUCUCACUGUCUGUAUUAUUAUAGCUACCCUUCUUAGGAGAAUCAUUCCCAAGUCCAUAUUCGCAUCCCUGAUGUUCUUCAAUGUUCAGGUUUGCAUUUGUGUCAGCUGCUCAUCUGCAUCAGUGUUCCAACGACCUCUCACCUUCAGCAUCUUCAAGUUCCUGGAUUUCUCUGGCGUGUUUAUGGACCCAGCCAUCAUCCUUGAAAUACAUCAAUUUUCAUUUCUUUAAAUUCCUUGCCAGUUACAUUCCAUAUAGUAUCUGUCUUUGUCUAUUUGGGCUGAUAUAACAAAAUACCACACAUUGCGUAGCUCAUAAACAACAGAAAUUUAUUUCUUACAGUUCUGGAGGCUGGAAUUCUGAGAUCAAAGUACCAGCAUGGUCCAGUGAGGGUAUCUUCUGAGGCUGCAGACUUUAUAAAGGAGCAACGGUGUUGUCUUUUGCUUCUUUUCUUUUAUAAGGGCAUUAAUCUCAUUCAUAAGGGC
Molecule: messenger RNA, 1885 nt
Organism: Molossus molossus (Pallas's mastiff bat)
Lineage: Eukaryota; Metazoa; Chordata; Mammalia; Chiroptera; Molossidae
Gene: TPRG1
Product: tumor protein p63 regulated 1
Exons: 6
Coding region: 195-1022 (275 amino acids)
Cellular component (GO): cytoplasm
Source: RefSeq, a predicted model, not a curated record